Messenger RNA from Sorex fumeus (smoky shrew), 1159 nucleotides. RefSeq names its product myogenic factor 6 (gene MYF6). The record is from RefSeq and is a predicted model, not a curated record. Lineage: Eukaryota; Metazoa; Chordata; Mammalia; Eulipotyphla; Soricidae. The coding region runs from base 1 to 729 and encodes 242 amino acids. The transcript has 3 exons. Gene Ontology annotation, biological process: regulation of transcription by RNA polymerase II; muscle organ development; positive regulation of myoblast differentiation. Gene Ontology annotation, molecular function: RNA polymerase II cis-regulatory region sequence-specific DNA binding; protein dimerization activity; DNA-binding transcription factor activity, RNA polymerase II-specific.
AUGAUGAUGGACCUUUUCGAAACUGGCUCCUAUUUCUUCUACUUGGACGGGGAAAAUGUUACCCUGCAGCCAUUAGAAGUGGCAGAAGGUUCUCCUUUGUAUCCAGGGAGUGAUGGUACCCUUUCCCCCUGCCAGGACCAAAUGCCCCCAGAAGCUGGGAGCGACAGCAGCGGAGAGGAACACGUCUUGGCGCCACCGGGCCUGCAGCCUCCUCACUGCCCGGGCCAAUGUCUGAUCUGGGCUUGCAAGACUUGCAAGAGAAAAUCUGCCCCCACCGACAGACGCAAAGCGGCCACUUUGCGCGAAAGGCGGCGGCUUAAGAAAAUCAACGAGGCCUUCGAGGCACUGAAGCGUAGGACUGUGGCCAACCCCAAUCAAAGGCUGCCGAAGGUCGAGAUUCUGCGGAGCGCCAUCAGCUACAUCGAGCGGCUGCAAGACCUGCUGCAGCGGCUGGAUCAGCAGGAGAAAAUGCAGGAGCUGGGGGUGGACCCCUUCAGCUACAGACCCAAGCAAGAAAAUCUGGAGGGUGCGGAUUUCCUGAGCACCUGCAGCUCCCAGUGGCCAAGUGUUUCGGAUCAUUCCAGGGGGCUGGUGCUAAGUGCCAAAGAAGGAGGGCCGAGUAUCGAUGCUUCGGCUUCGAGCAGCCUCCGGUGCCUGUCUUCCAUCGUGGACAGCAUCUCCUCGGAGGAACGCAAGCUGGGCUGCGCCGAGGAGGUGGUGGAGAAGUGACGGGGGCCGGCGCUCUGGACAUUCUCCACGCUGCAGGAAGAUCCCACCCGCCCCGCUUCGCCUAAUCCUUUAGCUCAGGUCCCAUUACAGGAAUAUUUAGGAAUUCAGACCCAGGAGCUUAUGCAAAGGGAAGGAGACAAAUGCACAAAAGAACUUCCCGGAAACUGUUGGGCACGCUCCGUUUGAGAAAGCCUAUGGCUUCGGGGCUUUGAUUUGUGGAACCGCGAGUGGCUUAGGGCUAGCGGCCCGCCUUUGUUUCUGUUUGAUUGGUUUUGUAAUAUAUUUCAUUUUAUGACCGUGAUCUUUUCUUGAGGGGGAUGUGUGUGCCAUAUUCCAAAGAAGUUCAUUCCUGUCUCAAGCAAAGUGGAAACGUUGCAUUGAAAAGAUAGUAGAAUUGAGUGUAAUUUUUUUUGUAAAUACUUUUUUUUUU